AUGGCUAUCAACAUCGGUAUUAACGGUUUCGGCAGAAUUGGUCGUCUCGUCUUGAGAAUCGCCCUCUCCAGAUCUGACAUCAACGUCGUUGCUGUCAACGAUCCAUUCAUUGCCCCAGACUAUGCUGCUUACAUGUUCAAGUACGACUCUACCCACGGUCGUUUCAAGGGUGAGGUGACUUCUGAGGAUGACAAGUUGGUCAUUGACGGCCACAAGAUCACCGUUUUCGGUGAGAGAGACCCAGCCUCCAUUCCAUGGGGUAAGGCCGGUGUUGACUUCGUCAUUGAGUCCACUGGUGUCUUCACCACCUUGGACGGUGCCCAGAAGCACAUUGACGGUGGUGCCAAGAAGGUUAUCAUUACCGCCCCAUCCUCUGACGCCCCAAUGUUCGUUGUUGGUGUCAACGCUGACAAGUACGAGGGCCAGUCUAUCGUGUCUAACGCUUCUUGUACCACCAACUGUUUGGCUCCAUUGGCCAAGAUCAUCAACGACACCUUCGGUAUUGAGGAGGGUUUGAUGACCACUGUCCACUCCAUUACCGCCACCCAGAAGACCGUUGACGGUCCAUCCCACAAGGACUGGAGAGGUGGCCGUACUGCCUCUGGUAACAUCAUUCCAUCUUCCACCGGUGCUGCUAAGGCCGUUGGUAAGGUUAUCCCAGAGUUGAACGGUAAGUUGACCGGUAUGUCUUUGAGAGUUCCAACCGUCGACGUUUCCGUUGUUGACUUGACCGCCAGAUUGAAGAAGCCAGCUACUUACGAGGAGAUCUCUGCUGCUAUCAAGAAGGCUUCUGAGGGUGAGUUGAAGGGCAUUAUGGGCUACACUGAGGACGCUGUUGUCUCCACUGACUUCUUGGGCUCCAACUACUCUUCCAUCUUCGACCAGAAGGCCGGUAUCUUGUUGUCCCCAACUUUCGUCAAGUUGAUCUCUUGGUACGACAACGAGUUCGGUUACUCCACCAGAGUCGUUGACUUGUUGGAGAUUGUCGCCAAGCACCAA
Messenger RNA from Sungouiella intermedia, 999 nucleotides. Lineage: Eukaryota; Fungi; Ascomycota; Pichiomycetes; Serinales; Metschnikowiaceae. The record is from the annotation of a GenBank genome assembly.